Molecule: messenger RNA, 1440 nt
Organism: Colletotrichum chrysophilum
Lineage: Eukaryota; Fungi; Ascomycota; Sordariomycetes; Glomerellales; Glomerellaceae
Exons: 1
Coding region: 1-1440 (479 amino acids)
Biological process (GO): protein N-linked glycosylation
Molecular function (GO): alpha-(1->6)-fucosyltransferase activity
Source: RefSeq, a predicted model, not a curated record
AUGUCCGACCACGGUGGCAAAUCCAAGUGGACCGUUUCAAUCCCUCCAAGCUACGACUUCCCGCUGUCAGUGAAGGAGUACGGGGACAUGUGCAAGAAGUGCAAGGAGGUUGCCGCGCGCGUUAGGGACAUGCGCCACCGAACUCAGAUUCUUGAUCAGAACCUCUUGAGUCAAGAUGCCCCCAAUGAUCCGUACUUCAUCGACGUUGCAGAAGCUCAAAAGACCGGUCUUCUCCCGGACGUCGCUGCCAAAUGGCCAAGCAAGGGUCAAGGUCACGAUGGAGACCUGGUUGGGGAGAACAAGGACUCGCUUGUUGAAAAGCCCGUGUGCGAAAGCUCCAUGACCUUCAUCAUGGAGACUGCAGACGCCGGCAUUGGGCACACCAUCAUGCAGCUCUGGACAUUUUACGGGCUCGCUAAGAGGCAAGGUAGAGCCUUCUUCAUCGACGAUUCUCGCUGGGCGUACGGCAAGUACACCGAUAUCUUCCAAGCGCCUCCUGUGCCCCUCUGCCGCCCUCCUCCCCGCCACGAAAUGAUUCCCUGUCCUCCCAUAGCUCGCCACUUGGUCGUCACAUCCGAGACAGCGAAGGAGAUGUGGGCAGGAUCUAUCAGCAAACCUCACUCCGACUUCCGCGCACAGGACGAGCAGGGGUUGCGGGAGCUGUUCGAGCUGGCACACGAGGGAUACCGCGCUCUUUGGGACCUCAACAAGGACGACGCUCAGUACGUCAGCAAGCGUGUCAAGGAAAUCAGGAACAAGACCAUUGUUGGCAACGGCAACCCGAACAACGGGGUCGUUGUCGGCGUUCAUGUCCGACAUGGCGACUGCCACCCUACCGAGUACCAGUACCACGGCACUUACAUUCCGAUGGAGAUCAUUGCGAACGCUGCUCAGGAGGUCAUUGACAGCAAGCACAACGGCACCGGUGUCGAUGGGGGUGACGACGAGCUCGCCAAGCGCAAGUCCUUCAUUGUCCUUGCCUCCGACGACCCGACAGUCUACGAUGCGGAGGAUUUCAAGGGUUCUAUGCGCGCACAGGAGCAGAUUCGCCUGGCGUCCAAGCAGGAAGUCCACAAGGCUACCCCCGACAGGCAUGUCAUGCACCACUUUGAGGAUGAGGCUUUCGGCUGGGAGGGCGGCUUCUUUGCCGCCAUGUUCUGGAACCUUGGCCUGUCCUCCAUGAGUGCCUCCAACGCUGCGACAGCCAAGAACAAGCAACUAGCCCCCUCGGCCGAAGCGCUCCGUCUCCGGAGCUACGUUGGCCGCGCCUAUUUGAUGGAUCUGGCCGUGCUGGCCGAUGCUAGUGACACGGUCAUCUGCACCGUCAGUGCCAUGGGCUGCCGUCUGCUGGCCGUCAUGAUGGGUUGGGAGCGCGCAAUGGAGCACCACAACUGGAUCAAUGUCGACGGCCCGUACGGGUGGACUGGCCUUACUUUCUAA